This is a messenger RNA of Penicillium cataractarum, 846 nucleotides long. Its product is annotated as acetate uptake transporter family protein. The coding region runs from base 1 to 846 and encodes 281 amino acids. Gene Ontology annotation, cellular component: plasma membrane. NCBI's taxonomy places the organism in Eukaryota, Fungi, Ascomycota, Eurotiomycetes, Eurotiales, Aspergillaceae. The transcript has 3 exons. The record is from RefSeq and is a predicted model, not a curated record. Gene Ontology annotation, molecular function: acetate transmembrane transporter activity.
AUGACUUACGACAACAAUCCCAACGCCAAGGCUCGCAAUAACAUGUCUUCUUCGGAUUCUAAUACCGAUGACAUUGAAGCCGGCCGCUAUGGCCCCUUAGCCCAUAUCAACACUGCUGAAAGUCGACUUCCUGCUUUCGGAGGUGAAUUCCAACCAGGUCUUUACCGAUCGCCCAAGAACCGCACUAUUGCCAACCCAGCACCCCUUGGGUUGUGUGGUUUCGCGUUGACAACCUUCAUGCUCGGAUGCAUUCAGAUGAAUGUCAGGGGUAUUACCCAGCCGAAUUUUAUUGUUGGACCUGCUUUGGCUUAUGGUGGAUUGGUCCAGUUACUGUCUGGGAUGUGGGAAAUGGCGGCUGGAAAUACUUUCGGUGCUACCGUUCUCUCCUCCUACGGCGGGUUCUGGAUAUCGAUUGCGAUCACCUUCAUUCCUGGCGGUUUCGGCAUCAUAGGUGCCCUUGAAGAAGCUGACAAGGGCUCGCCGAUUAUGUUUUACAAUUCUUUCGGCCUUUAUCUCAUGGCAUGGUUCAUCUUCACCUUCAUGAUAAUGCUGUGCACCGUCAAAUCCACCGUGGCAUUCUUCUCCCUCUUCUUCGUGGUCGAUAUUGCCAUCCUUCUCAUCGCUCUGUCCUACUUUUUCCCGAAUGCACAGGAAUUACCAAAUGAAGGUCUCAUGAAGGCAGGCGGACUUCUGGCUUUCCUGGGGGCUUUCCUGGCUUGGUAUAAUGCCUUUGCUGGCAUUGCCGAUGAUAGCAACAGCUUCUUCGUUGUUCCUGUUGUCCAUUUCCCGUGGUCCGAGAAAGGGCGGCACGCGAGACUAAGGAAGACUGCAAGCGAGAAUGCUUGA